CGAAUUAGGAAGAGCAAAACAGAGAGAGGAGAGGAGAGGAGAGGAGAGGAGAGGAGAGAGGAGGAGGAGGAGCACGCGUUCUUCGCCUCGCCUCUCUCGCCUCACGGGAGGAGAGGAGGAGGGCGAUUCGGAGGAGGGCGGUUGCCUUUGAUCCCAUUCCCCUCCCCCAUCUUCUCCCCCGGGUUCGGAUUCGGUCGGUCGGUUGGUUGAUCCGCAACCGAUCGAUCGAGGGGGGGUGGCACUCGCGGAUCCUCUCGUGUUCUUCCUCCAGUGCGCUGAUCUGGACACGGCGCGAUUUAUAGUCUAUCGGCCAGAUCACAAAGUUUUUCCUCGCCGUACAUUCAAAAGCUUUCUCUGAAGACUUUCUACAUUCUGAAGAUUAUAUUGGGAAUAACAUUUUAACAUGAAGGCCGAUCGGUUAAUGUUGUCCAAUCUCGACCAUGAUUUGGGAUACCUACACAAGUUUCCCUCAGAUUUUCCAAUGUCUCAUGAUCUUGGGUUGAGCUUGUUUACGCAUGCCGGUACAAUGGUGGGAAGUUCUUUGCGACAGCACAGGCAGAUCUGUUCUUCAGGAAAUUUGAUUGUUCAGGAAGCAUUUGAUCGCCUCAACAAGUUUGCCAGAGCUUUCUGCUACUGGCUUUCUAGAGUGUCUAAUCCCAAGAAUUUACGUAGGCUAAUGAGUAUGGAAGGCCCUAGCUCUGGAGCUUGCCAGUCACAUAUCAAUCAUUUGAGCUCCCGUAUGCAAAAUUUGGCUGUAUUGCAGUUUGGUUAUCUAGUAAGAGAAGAGCAUGCUGUACAACUGCUUUUAGCUAACUUCGCAAGCACAACACUUGGGCGACUCUGGAAUGAUUUUCAGCAGCAACAUGCCUGCAAUGUUCUUACUCUGGCUGGUGCCAUGGCUAUUGUACCCCCUCUUGAAAAUAUAUCACUGAAGACGCUCGCAGAGUCAAUGGCACUGGGAAAUAUCAAGGACUAUGUCAGCAGACCUAUGGAUAAGCCUUAUCUGGAGGACAAAUGCAUAAAAAGUAGAUCUGUUGCAGUGCCAAGCACAAUAUUUCAGGGAGAUGCAAUUGAACCAAAAACUGGAAUCAAGUUUCCUGCAUUUCUCGAAGAUGACUCCAGUCCAUCUACAACGGUAAUUUACCUUAUUUUGCUGGGAUACUUUACCUUAUUUUUUCAGGUCCUUGUUGGGAUGGGUUUCAAAGGUGUGAAAGUAAUGAGGGUCAAAAAUUUGGAUCUGUACGCUUUUGGUUUAUAUCUGCAACCGAAUACUAUUUCUGAGAAGCUGGGACCUAAGUAUGCUUCUGUUCCAACCAUCAACUUGAAGGACAACCCAGAUUUCUAUGAUGAUCUUUUGAGGGAAAACCUUCCUAUGAGAGUUAGAUUGGUACUUCACUACAACGGCCUUAGCAUUGGUGCAGUGCGAGAUGUAUUUGAGAAGUCACUUGGCCUGCGCCUCCAGAAGAUGAAUCCCAACACUGAUUAUCAUUGCUUGAAAACUUUUGGUUCUUACUUCAAUGAAGACAUUCCUAUUCCUGCGGGUACAAAGAUCGACUUCUGCCAAACUUCUGAUGGCCAGCUAAUAACAGAAAUUGAUGGCAGACAAAUUGGUGCUGUUAAGAGCAAAGACCUCUGCAGGGCUCUGUUCGGUAUGUACAUUGGCGAUUCACCGGUCUCAUUGCAGGCCAAAAAAGAUAUUGCCCAAAACGUAGCCGGGCUCAUAGGUAAAUGCUGAAGAAACUGGAAACCAAACGCAGCUAGUCGGCCAAUUAUUUCAUUCUUCUAUACAGUAAGAAGAGGAAGCACACAUUGAAGAGAUUAGGCGAGGAUCAUAGUAUGUAUAUACAUCGAGAGAUCUGUAACUUGUAAAGUGAAAAAAGAAAAAGCAAAAUCGUAAUGUACAUAUGGAAGAUUAGCAUCUGUUUACGGCGCAAGGGCACCCAUUCCUUUUUCUAUGUGGAUGGAUGGACCCUCUGCCAUUUCAUACACAGGAGUGACAGGUUGUAUAGUACAUGAGAAAUUCAGAUGCCUCUUCCAUGAGUAUAAUACAAGUUCUCAAAUCUUUUUGCCCAUA
Molecule: messenger RNA, 2074 nt
Organism: Oryza sativa Japonica Group (Japanese rice)
Lineage: Eukaryota; Viridiplantae; Streptophyta; Magnoliopsida; Poales; Poaceae
Product: fatty-acid-binding protein 2
Cellular component (GO): chloroplast stroma
Molecular function (GO): intramolecular lyase activity; fatty acid binding
Source: RefSeq, a predicted model, not a curated record